UCACCGCUAAAUCGCACAUCUCCUGGUCAUUGCUGUGUCGUUGAUGGUAUGCUUACAAUCUACCAAACAGUGCACAAAGAAGUAUACAUUUGUCGAAGUGUGUAAAUAAUGGGAAAAGGUGGAUUAUUAUCAACGGAAUGGAAUAUACCGAAGGCAACCAACAUCAAGCCAGAAUCCCACCAUGUAACAAGAGAAAAACGAAGUCAAAUACUAGGCAGUACCAACGAGAAAAAGUUUAGAGGAUGUACUAUCUGGUUCACUGGUUUAUCAGGUGCUGGUAAGACGAGCAUUUCCUUUGCACUUGAGGAGCGCCUAGUUUCCAGUGGAGUACCAUCUUACAGUUUGGACGGGGACAAUAUUAGAUAUGGUCUGAAUAGAAACUUGGGAUUUUCUGAGGAGGAUAGGAAGGAAAAUAUACGAAGAGUUGCAGAGGUAGCGAGAUUGUUCGCUGACGCAGGACAUAUUUGCCUCUGCAGUUUCAUUUCCCCUCAAACAGCGGACAGAAACAUCGCUAGGCAAAUCCACGAAAAUAACAAUUUACCAUUUUUUGAGGUAUUCGUAGACACACCACUGGAAAUUUGCGAACAAAGAGAUGUGAAAGGUCUUUACAAAAAGGCUCGGGCAGGAAAAAUCAAAGGAUUCACUGGGAUUGAUCAGGCUUACGAAAAACCGGAAAAUCCUGAGUUGGUUCUGAAGACAGUCAAUGCGUCAGUUGAAACAGCUGUAGAUAUUGUCUGGGAACUGUUACAAAAACACGGCAUUUUACCUAAACUGGUACCAGACUCACAUCUACAUUGCAACGGAAACGAGAAUAUAUCAACAGCUCAAAGUGUCACUGUUCCAGAACUGUUCGUACCUAAGAAUAAGCUACAAGCAAUUUUGGCCGAAGCAAAAAACUUACCACGAUUGGAUAUAGGGGUAGUAGAUCUGCAGUGGCUGCAGGUUUUAAGUGAAGGUUGGGCUUAUCCUCUUAAAGGUUUUAUGAAAGAGGAUGAAUUUUUGCAAGUUUUACAUUUCAACACGAUUGAAUUAAACGGAGACAAGAUCAGUCAAAGUAUUCCAAUAGUACUAGCAAUAUCUUCAGAAGACAAAAACAGGCUACAAUCUCAUAAAGCAAUUGCUCUAUAUUAUAACAAGGAAGUAUACGCUAUUUUGCGGGAUCCCGAAAUUUAUUUUCACAGAAAAGAAGAAAGAGCUGCCAGGCAGUUUGGAACUGUUGAAAAACUUCAUCCGUACAUCAAAAUGAUUUAUGAAUCCGGUGAUUGGCUAAUCGGCGGAAACAUUCAAGCUUUACGUCGAAUCAAAUGGAACGAUGGCUUAGAUGAAUACCGGUUAACUCCCAACGAGCUAAGAAAAAAAUUCCAGGAAAUGAAAGCAGAUACAGUGUUUGCUUUUCAAUUGCGUAAUCCAGUCCACAACGGCCACGCACUUUUGAUGACUGACACUCAUCGUCAACUUAGAGAUAGAGGCUACAAGAAACCUGUGUUGCUGUUAAACCCUUUGGGAGGCUGGACUAAAGAUGAUGAUGUGCCGUUGAACAUCAGAAUACAACAACAUAAAGCUGUGUUGGAGCAGAACAUCUUAAAUAAGGAUUCUACUGUUUUAGCAAUUUUUCCUAGUCCUAUGAUGUACGCAGGGCCUACAGAAGUACAAUGGCACGCAAAAGCCAGAUUGAUCGCAGGAGCUAACCAUUACAUAGUUGGUCGAGAUCCAGCCGGAGUUCCUCACCCCCUUGGAAAGGAAGCUACCCCAGAUGGCAACUUAUACGAUGCUACGCAUGGAGCUCGCAUCCUCAAAAAAGCCCCAGGACUUGGAUCAUUAGAAAUCAUACCUUUUCGAGUAGCAGCUUACGAUAUGACCAAGAGGAAAAUGGACUUUUUCGAACCAAAUAGAAAGGAUGAAUUUGAUUUUAUAUCUGGAACGAAAAUGAGAAGGUUUGCAAGGACGGGCGAAAAUCCUCCUGAUGGUUUUAUGGCACCAAAAGCAUGGAACAUUAUAGCAGACUAUUACCAAUCUCUAGAAAUGAAACAAAUAUAGAAUAGAUUGUUACUUAUAGGAGCUAGGAUUAGUUUAUAACAAAUUGUAUAUUCAUAUCAAACUAUAAAUAAAAUUUAUUUUU
Diabrotica virgifera virgifera (western corn rootworm) is the source of this 2119-nucleotide messenger RNA. RefSeq names its product bifunctional 3'-phosphoadenosine 5'-phosphosulfate synthase-like. Bases 109 to 2037 code for a protein of 642 amino acids. The record is from RefSeq and is a predicted model, not a curated record. The transcript has 8 exons. Gene Ontology annotation, biological process: sulfate assimilation; 3'-phosphoadenosine 5'-phosphosulfate biosynthetic process. NCBI's taxonomy places the organism in Eukaryota, Metazoa, Arthropoda, Insecta, Coleoptera, Chrysomelidae. Gene Ontology annotation, molecular function: adenylylsulfate kinase activity; ATP binding; sulfate adenylyltransferase (ATP) activity.